Messenger RNA from Adineta ricciae, 747 nucleotides. NCBI's taxonomy places the organism in Eukaryota, Metazoa, Rotifera, Eurotatoria, Adinetida, Adinetidae. The record is from the annotation of a GenBank genome assembly.
AUGUCAAAUCAUUCACCCGCCAUUACAGAUAAAAUGAUAGAAAAACCAGUUUAUAUGCAGCGAACAAGAAUGAAAUUGGAAUCGGCGAAAAAUGUUCGAGAAAAAUUCUCAACAAAAAUUUGUGGUCAAGACUUUGUUAUUUAUCCAAAUGUCUUCAAUCCAGAUAUAUUCUUUGCGACAGAAUUUCUAGCAAAAGAAGUCAUUGAAGUGGUGAAAGCAUUUCAUAACAAAGCACCGAAAGUUCUUGAAAUUGGAACGGGUGCUGGCUAUACGACUAUAUUAGCCAUUUUAAAUGGUGCAUCUCAUGUUACAUGUACUGAUAUCAACAAAGAUGCACUUCAAAAUGUGAAAGAAAAUGCAAACAAACACAAUGUCGCAAAUCAAACUACUAUCAAAUACAGCGAUGUCUUUAAUGCAUUGCAUUCUGAUGAUAGAUAUGAUAUCAUCUUCUGGAACUAUCCGUUCGGUCAUAUCAACAAAUCAGUGCAAGAGCUUGAAAUGCUAGAACGGGCAGUAUUCGAUCCAUUUUAUGAAUCACUGAAUGUAUACUUAAAGAAUGCAAAUGACUAUUUAAAACCAAAUGGAGGAAGAUUAUUUCUUGGUUUUUCAACUACAGCUGGUUGCAAAGAGACUUUUGAAGAUAUCGCAAAAACACAUAAAUGGAAUAUUCAUCUUAGAAACGAAACAAUAUCUGAUACUGUCCCUAUAAUGCAAAUGGGAUUCUAUGAACUUACAAAGUUUGAGUAG